Messenger RNA from Poeciliopsis prolifica (blackstripe livebearer), 2000 nucleotides. Its product is annotated as zinc finger protein 771-like. The transcript has 2 exons. NCBI's taxonomy places the organism in Eukaryota, Metazoa, Chordata, Actinopteri, Cyprinodontiformes, Poeciliidae. The coding region runs from base 404 to 1486 and encodes 360 amino acids. The record is from RefSeq and is a predicted model, not a curated record.
AGAACCACCCGCGGUGGGUGAGAAGGGAAUUUAAUUUAAUAUAUGAUUUUCACUAGAAUGUUUAAAAGUUCUUUGUUAUCUCAUUUUUAAUACCUACUUCUUCUCUAUUUUGCCGGAAUAGUCAAAUAAUCAAACAUAAACAUUAAAUUGUAUCAGUCUGCGUGACAUCGAUUGUUUUCUAUUGUUUCCAAUUCAAUUGCCAAAUGAAUCCGUUUCUUCAGGCUUUCUUGUUGCAGCGCUGUAAUUGGCCAGACAGUACCCCUCCGCGCCGCUUGGUGGCGGCAGAGCGCCAUCAGGUUCACUGUUCAGCAGAAGAGGAAGCAGCAGAACCAACGGGUUGGAGCUGCUGUUAGCAGACAGUUAGCUCAGCUUUGCGUUUAGUUUUGCGUCUUCUGCAGCACAAAUGGCGGCUCUUCGCGGCUUCAGGGAGUUUCUGACGCAGCGGCUGGCGGCGGCCGGGGAGGAAGUGCUUUCUGCGUGUGAGGACACGGUGGUUCGGUGCGAGGAGCGGAGCCGCCUGCAGCAGAGGAUGAUCCAUGUGAUGAAGUCCGAGUUUGAUGCGCACAGAGCAGACCUCCGGAAACAACGUGACGUUAAAGAAGAAGAAGAAGAAGAGAAGUUUGUGCCUGAUGAGCAGCUUUCUAACGAGGAGAGGAGUUCCACUUCUGACCAGAAGAUUAAGAAAGAGGAGGAGGAUUAUCCAGAGGCUACACCCAUUAAGGAGGAAGACCAGGAAGAGCCCUGCACCAGCAAACGGGGACAGCAGGUACAGCUGAAGAGUGCGGAGAGUCAAUCUGCUCCAGACUCUCUGAAACCCGACGCCUCCGGCAAGAAGAACCUCUGCAGGGCGAAGGCGAGCUUCUGCGACAUUUGUGGCCAGGAUCUGUCGAAGCUCGCUUUGGAUCGCCACCUGAGGACUCACACGGGCAGGAAGCCGCUUUCCUGCAAAAGCUGCGGACAAAUCUUCCGGCUGCGUCUGUCGCUGCAAGUCCACAUGAGAACCCACGUCGGGACGAAGGCGCACGCUUGCAAGACCUGCGGGAAAAGGUUCACACGAAGCGACCAUCUUAAACUCCACGCGAGAACCCACGGCGACAAGAAGCUGUACCUCUGCAACGUCUGUGGAAGAAGCGUCGCCGACCCGUCGGCUUUCAGGAGGCACAUGACCAUCCACACGGACGAGAAACCGCACUCCUGCAAAAUCUGCGGUCAGAAGUUCAAACACAGCAACACCCUGCUGCCACCGGAGGGCGCACUCGGGCGAGCGGCCGUACGUCUGCCGCUUGUGCGGCAGCAAGUUCGUCAACGCCUCCAAGCUGAACCGACACACGAUGACGCACACGGGCGACAAGCCUCACGCCUGCGAGCACUGCGGGAAGAGAUUCAUCCGCCUGCACCAGAUGAAGGACCACGUGAGGAGGCACACCGGAGAAACCGUUCCACUGCGACACGUGUGGGAAAAAAUUCAUCAGCGGCACUGAACUGAGAGCUCACACCAAAACCCACACGGGCGAGACAUCGCAGCCGUAGACAAGCUGCGCUCGCUUUGUUGAGAAGGUUUGGAUCGGAAACACAAAACUUUGGGCCAAAGUCAUCAUGGAAACACGUUUCUUUGUUUUCACCACCAGUAAAACGGCUGAUCUGAUGGUUUAUAGCCUGGAAGUAAGUCUUUAUAAAGAAUCAUUAACACAAUAAUCCUCUAUUAAUGAGAUUCAUGUACAGAUUUAAUGAACUGUUAUGGGUUUUCUUCAUUUUUCUCUGUAGUUUAUUUUUUCCAACUUUUUGUCUAAGUUUAUAUUUACAUAUAAUUAAUUAAAAUGUUUUUUUUUUUUUUACUGAAGUCAUCCAGGAGAUAUUUGUAAACAAACAUUCUCACUUCCAUUAUUAUGAAAUCAUGUGAACUAAAUAAUCUAACAUUUAUGUCUUCAAUGUUUGAAAUGAUUUCUGGUGAAUUUUGACAUUUACUUUGGGAAUUACAGGAAUCUAUUUCCUGUAUAUUA